This is a messenger RNA of Eremothecium sinecaudum, 1833 nucleotides long. RefSeq names its product Rco1p (gene RCO1). The record is from RefSeq and is a predicted model, not a curated record. Gene Ontology annotation, biological process: regulation of transcription by RNA polymerase II. The transcript has a single exon. Lineage: Eukaryota; Fungi; Ascomycota; Saccharomycetes; Saccharomycetales; Saccharomycetaceae. Gene Ontology annotation, cellular component: Rpd3S complex. The coding region runs from base 1 to 1833 and encodes 610 amino acids.
AUGAUAAGGUCAAGGCCCAAACGUACGGUUUCAAGUAAUAUUGACUACAACCUUAAGAGGAGGAAGGUCAUAAAAGAAGAGGAUAAUGCUUCACCAGGUCUAAAAAUGAAUACGCCUUCAGCUGGUGAAUUCGAGCAUGAAAACCAUGAUGGGCAUUUGGAAACUGAAGAAGGACUGAAUAAGCCAGUGGUGAAAGUACAAGUGGGUGGCGAAGUGGUUUUUAAUGAGCCAAGCAUUUCAGAGCCUAUUAAUGGUGUAACUGGAGCGCCACUGAGUGCUCUUCCGAACGAGAGGGUGAAGAAAGAAUCCUUAUGGAACUAUAAGGUGAGUCGUGAAAUACCUGUGGAAAUGGAACAGCAUUACAAGCAGGCCUUGGUUAAGGACGAGGAUAAGUUUCAGGAAGUAAGUAGCCUCAGGUCAGAGGUAACUCCGAAUGACAUUCAUGCGGAAGCAAGAGAACAUACAGCUGCUCUUAAGAGGAAAUAUAACUUAGAAAAUAGGAAAAGGGGCAAACCCGAUGCUAAUACAGCACCUACGGUGGUUUCUCUUUCUGUUAAGCAUAAAAGAAUUAAAGCUAUCAAAGAUAAGGAUUCCAAGUUGUUUGGGCAGAAUAGUACUGCAAACCACGUGCAUUUACCUGAAAUACGAGGACCGAGGAAGGAUAUAGAGAACAACGACUUUUGCUCCGCCUGCUUUCAAACUGGUAUCUUCCUAUGUUGUGAUACAUGCCCGAAGUCGUUUCAUUUUGCAUGCUUGAACCCACCGCUAGACCCCGACAAUCUGCCAGAAGGUGAUUGGUCAUGUCAUGAAUGUAGAUUUAAGCAAAAGAAUCCAAAUAAGACCAUAACUGCAAAAAACCAGCGGCAGUUCCUUUCUCAGCAUGCUAAAGUAGCAGGUGUAUCGUUAUUUGGCAAGCUACUGUUUCAAUUAAAAUCGAUGAAUUCCCAGCAAUUUACGUUAACCCAACAGAUAAAGGAUACUUUUAUAAAUGUUCAAACAGGACCACAUGGUGAAUACCAAGAUGAUAAUAUGAAAGAACCGCUAACUGAUAGACAGCUUUUUAAUGCACCUUACCGACAAUCGAUUACUAAAUCCGAUUCGUAUAACCCGGAUACACACUUCACAGGCCCAGACGAGCAAGAGUUUUUAAAAUGUUACAAAUGUAAAACAACUAAAAUGGGGACUUGGGAUCACCCGGAGACAGAACGUACAAUAAUGCAAUGUGAUUACUGUAGUACACCAUGGCAUUUGGACUGCCUGCCAGUCCCCAGGGCAUCUCGCAAGAACUUGGGUUCCAAAUGGAAGUGUCCUUUGCACGCAAUUGUGCCAAAAGAGAAGAGAAGGCUUGCAAGACAUCAAAAUUAUAUAUCGCUUCCUCUAGGUGCCUGUAAUGAUGGGGAUAUUGAAAUUAAACUUGACACCGUCCCAAUUGUAGCGAAUGUAGGCAAAGAUAUGCAAAAUGCCUGGGAGGCAGGUAAGAAAUACAACGUUAUACCUAGGGUUCAAGAACAUAAUGUGAAAUUAGAAUUUCUGGACAAGGUUUAUAAGGCUAAACAAGCUCAGCGUUUUCAGGAGAUAUGUCAGCAAUCUUAUUUUCUAGAUAAGUUGUUGUACUCACUUCCAAACGAUGAGAUGAAACCUUGGUUGUACUUUUCACUUCCUGAUACAACAAGGAAGUUGUGGGAUUUAAAGGAGCUCUGCACUGUCGCGAGUACUGAAUUGAUAAAGGAAGAGGUAUCAUACGAGGAAAUAAAACAAUUACAGCUACUAAAAAAGUUGAUCGAAUCAAAACCGAAAAAGGAUGUGCUUACAUUCUUUGGAUUGAAUAAAUAG